AUGCAGGCGAUUGCAGAGCGGUAUUCAAAUCAAAGCGCCUUAGUGAAGGAACUGCAAUAUGACAACGAAGAAGGGCUUUCAAACGACUUCGUGAACGGUAGAUCGCAGUUUUCUCACCUCGCCCCUCACAUCGCAUUGCCACCCAUCUCAACUCCUCAGGAAUUCCUAAGAGCUCACACAGAUGACUCCCAGAACCCAGACUGUAAGAUCAAAAUUGCACACGGGACAACGACGCUGGCGUUCCGGUUCCAAGGUGGUAUUGUUGUGGCGGUUGACUCGCGUGCUACCGCAGGGUCGUGGAUAGCGUCACAGACCGUUAAGAAAGUAAUCGAAAUCAACCCAUUCCUGCUAGGAACUUUGGCUGGUGGUGCUGCUGACUGCCAGUACUGGGAAACUUGGCUAGGUGCGCAAUGCAGGCUCCAUGAAUUGAAGGAAAAGGAACGUAUUUCCGUGGCGGCUGCUUCAAAGAUCUUGAGUAAUUUGACUUACCAAUACAAAGGUGCUGGGCUCUCUAUGGGUACCAUGAUUUGUGGGUAUACGAAGAAAGAAGGUCCCACCAUUUAUUAUGUCGACUCAGAUGGAUCUAGGCUAAAGGGUGACUUAUUCUGUGUUGGAUCCGGACAGACAUUUGCCUACGGUGUUCUAGACUCCAAUUAUAGAUGGGAUCUAACGGUGGAAGAGGCACUCUAUCUAGGUAAAAGAUCCAUUCUGGCAGCAGCCCAUAGAGACGCUUAUUCUGGUGGUUCCGUCAAUUUGUACCACGUGACAGAGAGUGGUUGGGUCUUCCAUGGCAAUUUCGACGUCGACACGCUCUUCUGGGAAAUUAAAGCGAAAGAAGGCUCUUUCAACAACGUGGUAGGUUGA
This is a messenger RNA of Lachancea fermentati, 864 nucleotides long. The record is from the annotation of a GenBank genome assembly. NCBI's taxonomy places the organism in Eukaryota, Fungi, Ascomycota, Saccharomycetes, Saccharomycetales, Saccharomycetaceae.